Molecule: messenger RNA, 1059 nt
Organism: Candida tropicalis MYA-3404
Lineage: Eukaryota; Fungi; Ascomycota; Pichiomycetes; Serinales; Debaryomycetaceae
Product: TFIIH complex serine/threonine-protein kinase subunit
Exons: 1
Coding region: 1-1059 (352 amino acids)
Biological process (GO): protein phosphorylation; positive regulation of transcription by RNA polymerase II
Cellular component (GO): transcription factor TFIIK complex; cytoplasm; nucleus
Molecular function (GO): cyclin-dependent protein serine/threonine kinase activity; RNA polymerase II CTD heptapeptide repeat kinase activity; ATP binding
Source: RefSeq, a predicted model, not a curated record
AUGUCCACAGCAGCGGUUGAAUCACGAAGACCCGAGAGUAAGUCAGUGUCGUCAGCAUCAGCAUCAUCGAGUAGUGCACCACAAGUACUAAAUUAUACAAAAGAAAGAAAAGUAGGAGAAGGUACAUAUGCUGUUGUUUAUUUAGGGAAACAAGUUUCAACUAAACGUAAAAUAGCUAUUAAAGAAAUUAAAACAGGAUUAUUUAAAGAUGGAUUAGAUAUGUCAGCAUUAAGAGAAGUUAAAUAUUUACAAGAAUUAAAACAUCCUAAUGUUAUUGAAUUAAUUGAUGUUUUUUCAACUAAAAAUAAUUUAAAUUUAGUAUUGGAAUUUCUACCUUGUGAUCUUGAAGUUUUAAUUAAAGAUAAAUCAAUAGUUUUCAAAUCUUCAGAUAUAAAAUCAUGGUUAUUAAUGACAUUAAGAGGUAUUCAUCAUUGUCAUAGAAAUUUUAUAUUACAUCGAGAUUUAAAACCAAAUAAUUUAUUAUUAUCACCAGAUGGACAAUUAAAAAUUGCUGAUUUUGGUUUAGCUAGAGCAUUAGGUAAUCCAAAUGAAGAUUUAUCAUCAAAUGUAGUUACAAGAUGGUAUAGAGCACCAGAAUUAUUAUUUGGAGCAAGACAUUAUACAGGAGCAAUUGAUAUUUGGUCAAUUGGAAUUAUAUUUGCUGAAUUAAUGUUAAGAAUUCCUUAUUUAGCAGGUAAAGAUGAUGUUGAUCAAUUAGAUGUUACAUUUAGAGCUUAUGGUACUCCAACUGAACAAAUUUGGCCAAAUGUUUCAAGUUUACCAAUGUAUAAUUCUUUACAUGUUUAUCCUCCUCCUUCAAAACAAGAAUUAAGAACUAGAUUUAGUGCAGCUACUGAAAAAGCUCUUGAUUUAUUAAUUUUAAUGACUCAAUUGGAUCCUAGUAGAAGAUGUGAUUCUACUCAAGCUCUAUUACAUGAUUAUUUCACUGAAAGUCCUCGUCCUACUGAUCCUGAAAAUUUACCUAAAAAAUCAUCAAGUAAUAAAAGAGAAAAUGAAGAUGAUGAUGGAAGUUUAAAUAAUAAAAGAACACACGUAUAG